Messenger RNA from Urocitellus parryii (Arctic ground squirrel), 4305 nucleotides. It is a transcript of the gene Ptch2, whose product is annotated as patched 2. Gene Ontology annotation, molecular function: hedgehog receptor activity; hedgehog family protein binding; smoothened binding. Gene Ontology annotation, cellular component: plasma membrane. Gene Ontology annotation, biological process: negative regulation of smoothened signaling pathway. NCBI's taxonomy places the organism in Eukaryota, Metazoa, Chordata, Mammalia, Rodentia, Sciuridae. The record is from RefSeq and is a predicted model, not a curated record.
CCCGCCAGUUCCACCUACACGCGAACCCACUUCGGCGGUCCAGAGUGCCUUCUCGCCGCGCCCCGGGCCCGCACAGCCCCCCGCUCCCCCUCUCAUAGCCGCCCCUGCACAUCUUGCACCCCACAGUGUCACCCACGCCUACGCCCUCGCGGCCCCACUGAAGCCCCACAAGGGGUCUCGCGGUACAGGGGGCCAGGCUAGCCUAUGGGAGCGCCGAAAUAACACAGGUUGGGGGCGUCCGCGCCCCCAAUCCCCGCCAGCAUGGCUCAGCCACUGCCUCCCCGAGAACUGCCACCUGGCUACACACCCCCGGCUCGACCCGCAACACCUCAGAUCCUAGCUGGGAGCCUGAAGGCUCCACUCUGGCUUCGUGCUCACUUCCAGGGCCUGCUCUUCUCUCUGGGCUGUGGGAUCCAGAAACACUGUGGCAAAGUGCUCUUCCUAGGAUUGUUGGCCUUUGGGGCCCUGGCACUGGGUCUCCGCGUGGCCGUUAUUGAGACAGACCUAGAACAGCUCUGGGUGGAAGUGGGAAGCCGGGUGAGCCAAGAGUUGCAUUAUACCAAGGAGAAGCUGGGAGAGGAGGCGGCGUAUACCUCCCAGAUGUUGAUUCAGACUCCACGCCAGGAGGGGGAGAACAUCCUCACGCCUGAGGCGCUUGGCCUCCACCUCCAGGCAGCCCUCACUGCCAGUAAAGUUCAAGUAUCACUCUAUGGAAAGUCCUGGGAUCUGAACAAAAUCUGCUACAAAUCGGGAGUUCCCCUCAUUGAAAAUGGAAUGAUUGAGCGGAUGAUUGAGAAGCUGUUUCCGUGUGUGAUCCUCACCCCGCUCGACUGCUUCUGGGAGGGAGCCAAACUCCAAGGGGGCUCUGCCUACUUGCCGGGCCGCCCUGAUAUCCAGUGGACCAACUUGGACCCAGAGCAACUGUUGGAGGAACUGGGUCCCUUUGCCUCCCUCGAGGGCUUCCGACAACUGCUAGACAAGGCACAGGUGGGCCAAGCCUAUGUUGGGCGGCCCUGUCUGGACCCUAAAGACCUCCACUGCCCACCUAGUGCCCCCAACCAUCACAACAGGCAGGCUCCCAAUGUGGCUCAGGAGCUCAGUGGGGGCUGCCACGGCUUCUCCCACAAAUUCAUGCAUUGGCAGGAGGAAUUGCUGCUGGGAGGCAUGGUCAGAGACGCCCAAGGACAGCUGCUGAGGGCAGAGGCUCUGCAGAGCACCUUCCUGCUGAUGAGCCCCCGCCAGCUGUUUGAACACUUCCGGGGCGACUAUCAGACACAUGACAUUGGCUGGAGUGAGGAACAGGCCAGCACUGUGCUGCAAACCUGGCAACGGCGCUUUGUGCAGCUGGCCCAGGAGGCCCUGCCUGAGAAUGCAUCUCAACAGAUCCAUGCCUUCUCCCCUACCACCCUGGAUGAUAUCCUGCACGCAUUCUCCGAAGUCAGCACAGCCCGUGUGGUGGGAGGCUAUCUGCUGAUGCUGGCGUAUGCCUGCGUAACCAUGCUACGGUGGGACUGUGCCCAGUCCCAGGGUGCCGUGGGCCUUGCUGGGGUAUUGCUGGUGGCUCUAGCAGUGGCCUCUGGCCUCGGGCUCUGCUCCCUGCUUGGCAUCACCUUCAAUGCUGCCACUACUCAGGUGCUACCCUUCUUGGCACUGGGCAUUGGUGUGGAUGACGUUUUCCUGCUUGCUCAUGCCUUCACAGAGGCUCCUUCUGGUACCCCUCUCCAGGAGCGCAUGGGUGAGUGUCUGCAGCGCACAGGCACCAGUGUUGCCCUCACGUCCAUCAACAACAUGGUUGCUUUCUUCAUGGCUGCCCUAGUUCCCAUCCCCGCACUGCGAGCCUUCUCCCUGCAGGCUGCCAUAGUAGUGGGCUGCAACUUCGCAGCCGUGAUGCUUGUCUUCCCAGCUGUCCUCAGCCUGGACCUGCAUCGGCGCCACUGCCAGCGCCUUGAUGUGCUCUGCUGCUUCUCUAGCCCCUGUUCUGCUCGAGUAAUUCAGAUUCUGCCCCAGGAGCUGGGAGAUAGGACAGUGCCAGUGGGCAUUGCCCACCUGACCACCACGGUACAAGCUUUCACCCACUGUGAAGCCAGCAGCCAGCAUGUGGUCACCAUCCUGCCUCCUCAAGCCCAGCUGGUACCCCCACCUUCUGACCCACUGAGCUCUGAGCUCUUCAGCCCCGUGGGGUCCACACGGGACCUUCUAGGCCAAGAGGAGGGAAUUGGGCCAAAGGCAGCCCGCAAGUCCCUCCCUUGUGCCCGCUGGAAUCUUGCCCAUUUCGCCCGCUAUCAGUUUGCACCUCUGCUGCUCCAGUCACAUGCCAAGGCCAUAGUGCUGAUGUUCUUUGGGGCUCUUCUGGGCCUGAGCCUCUAUGGAGCCACCUUGGUGCAGGACGGGCUGGCCCUGACAGACGUGGUGCCUCGGGGCACCAAGGAACAUGCCUUCCUGAGCGCCCAGCUCAGGUACUUCUCCCUGUAUGAGGUGGCCCUGGUGACCCAGGGUGGCUUUGACUACGCUCACUCCCAACGUGCCCUCUUUGAUCUGCACCAGCGCUUCAGUUCCCUCAAGGCUGUGCUGCCCCCGCCUGCCACCCAGGCACCCCGCACCUGGCUGCACUAUUACCGCAACUGGCUACAGGGAAUCCAGGCUGCAUUUGACCAGGACUGGGCUUCCGGGCGCAUUACCUACCAUUCAUACCGCAAUGGCUCUGAGGAUGGGGCCCUGGCCUACAAGCUGCUCAUCCAGACUGGGAAUGCCCAGGAGCCUCUGGAUUUCAGCCAGCUGACCACAAGAAGGCUGGUGGACAAGGACGGACUGAUUCCACCGGAGCUUUUCUACAUGGGGUUAACUGUGUGGGUGAGCAGUGACCCCCUGGGUCUGGCAGCCUCACAGGCCAACUUCUACCCCCCACCUCCUGAAUGGCUACAUGACAAAUAUGACACCACUGGGGAGAACCUUCGCAUCCCAGCAGCCCAGCCCCUGGAGUUUGCCCAGUUCCCAUUCCUACUGCGUGGCCUCCAGAAGACUGCAGACUUUGUAGAGGCCAUCAAGGGGGCCCGGGCAGCAUGCACUGAGGCAGGCCAGGCAGGGGUACGUGCCUACCCCAGCGGCUCCCCUUUCCUCUUCUGGGAGCAGUACCUGGGCCUGCGGCGCUGCUUCCUGCUGGCUGUCUGUAUCCUGCUGGUGUGCACCUUCCUGGUCUGUGCCCUGCUGCUAUUCAACCCCUGGACAGCUGGCCUCAUAGUGCUGGUCCUGGCGAUGAUGACUGUGGAACUCUUUGGUAUCAUGGGUUUCCUGGGCAUCAAGCUGAGUGCCAUCCCCGUGGUGAUCCUCGUGGCCUCUAUAGGAAUUGGUGUCGAGUUCACAGUCCACGUGGCUCUGGGUUUCCUGACCGCCCAGGGUAGCCGGAACCUGCGGGCUGCCCGUGCCCUUGAGCACACAUUUGCCCCUGUGACUGAUGGGGCUGUCUCCACUUUGCUGGGCUUGCUCAUGCUUGCUGGUUCCAACUUUGACUUCAUCAUAAGGUACUUCUUCGUGGUGCUGACAGUGCUCACACUUUUGGGCCUCCUCCAUGGGCUCGUGCUGCUGCCUGUGCUGCUGUCCAUCCUAGGACCCCCACCAGAGGUGGUGCAGAUGUACAAGGAGAGCCCACAGGUCCUGAGCCCUACAACUCCAAGGGGAGGCACGCUCAGAUGGGGGAUGACCCCCACCCUACCACAGAGCUUUGCCAGAGUGACUACCUCCAUGACCGUGGCCUUGCACUCACCCCCACUACCUGGCGCCUAUAUCCACCCAGCCUCUGCUGAGCCCACAUGGUCUCCUGCUGCCACCCCAGCUGCCAACAGCUCUGCUACUGAGUGAAGAAGGAGCUGAAGGACAAAGACCCUGCUUGGGCCACAUGAAGUCACUGGGAAGCAACGGCUGGGGUAUUGAAUGCAGCUAAAAUGCAUUCAAUACCCUGGAGGGCCCGGCCACUGCUGUCUGCACCCCGCCUCUGGAUCAGCCAUCACAGACCUCCCUGGUAUCCACAUAGAAUGACCACCCCUGACAGCAGCCCAGCAACCAGUGCUCUUCUGUACCCAUGGCUGCCACGUGGGAAGGAAAGCCAGCAUUUUCGGCUGCAGUGCAGCCCUGUCCCCCUCCUGCACACUGCUGCCCACCCACUAGACCAAGCCUGAGGGAUCCUCAAGCACACUUUGCUAGUCGUGCCUCACUGCUUGUUGACUCCUGGGUAGGCUCCUCUGCAUUCCUGCACACCUCCUACCACAUAAAUUAUUUAUAUGAAGAUUUUUAUUUUUUUAGUAUAUAUAG